AACAUAAAUUGCUAUCAAACAGGACACCAAGAUUUCGUGCAACAGGCUUGAUAUGUUGUGACAGGUUACCUUUAAAACAGCGCCAUCUUCAAUCCUGUUGCAAACAGAGAUAAAUCUCCAGCAAAGACAGUCAUAUUGUUUUUGUCAAAUGUUUCCAAAUUAUCAAGCACCACUAACAUGAUAUGGGUAAACACAGACAAAAUAAGGCAAAAAUACAGAGAAAAAACGUUUCAUUCACUGCAAUCACAAUAAAGGUAAAACUUUAAAAUAAUGUUGUAAAUUAUUUAAACCCUUGAUUAUAUCCUAAUAAUUAAUGACAUGUUUUCAGAUCAUCACUAAUGACAUUGGUAAAAAAAAAAUAUAUAUAUAUUUGAUUUGAAGAAUAGUUUUGCUAUUAUAGUUUGACUAAUGUUAUGUGUUUUUGAAAUUGGAUGUUUAAAGUGUAAUAUCGUUAUCAGUUUGCUAGAUAGCAUAAUAUAGGCUAGUGACGUUGAACUAAUCCAUUCUCGUUGCAUGGUGCAAGCCGUAGGGCAACCAGCUCUCAGCUCCCACAUACUGACCUCCACAAGGCAGCCAGCACACACACACACCAAAGCCCAGGCUUUCUCCUGGCAGACCAGGGUUCAGUUCCCACCUCCAACCCCCCACACACGGUCAUGGUUUAUAGCUAUUUCCUGUUUUAUUUUUAAAUAUUCUCCUUCCCUCACGUGUCUUGUGGUUUUGCCUUUCUCGCCAGUUUUGAUAGUUUGCUCCGCCCUGAUCUUUUUCACCUGAGUGUAUUUAAGUCUGUGUGCUUCCUUUGUUCUGUGUCAGUUCGUCUUUGUCUUUUGUCAAGUAUCCCGGCCUUGGUUACCUGUGUGUUCUAUUGGAUUUAUCUUCUGUUUCUCUUGGACCUUGCAUGGAUUUUGAAUUUUGGACUUUGCCUGCUCCCUGUCUGGAUUGUUUGCCUUUGUUGGACUGCCUUUCCUUUGUGUGCCUGCUUGAUAAUCCAUGCAGCUCCACACCCCCACCAACCUCAUCCUCCUCUCACUGGCUGUCUCAGACUUCCUUGUUGGCCUCCUGCUGAUGCCGGUUCGAAUCCUCCUUAUUGGGGGCUGCUGGUUUUUGGGGAGCUUGAUAUGUGGACUAUAUUACUGUGCCUCUUUUAUCCUUACAUCUGCCUCAGUAGGAAACGUGGUGCUCAUAUCAGUUGACCGAUAUGUGGCCAUUUGUGACCCUUUGUGUUACCCCACCAAAGUCACUCAAAAUAGAGUUAAAAUCUGUGUUUGUCUGUGUUGGGUAUGUUCUGUGUUCUAUAAUGGUGUGAUACUGAUUGACUUCCUGAAACGUCCAGAUAGAUAUAAUUCCUGCUAUGGAGAGUGUGUAGUUGUAAUUAACUUCACAGCAGGAGCUGCUGAUGUCAUGUUGACCUUUAUUGGCCCCAUUGCUGUCAUCAUAGUUCUGUAUAUGAGAGUAUUCGUGGUGGCUGUGUCUCAGGCUCGAGCCAUGAGGUCUCCUAUUGCAACUGUUACACUCCAGGGCUCAGUUAGUGUAACUGCUAUGAAGUCUGAGAGAAAAGCAGCCAGAACUCUUAGUGUUAUUGUGGUUGUAUUUCUAAUAUGCUUCUGUCCUUAUUUUUAUCCCUCUCUUGCGGGCCAGGACACAUCAAACAGUGUGGCAUUUUCAAUUUUUGGGAUCUGGCUACUUUAUUGUAACUCCUGUAUAAAUCCAGUGGUCUAUGCUUUUUUCUACCCCUGGUUUAGGAGAUCUAUUAAACUAAUUGUUACACUUCAAAUACUGCAGCCUGACUCCUGUGAUGCCAACAUACUGUAGAGAUGUCUGUAAUGUGACUAAAAUGACAGAAAAGUUUGAUGUUGCUACUUUACCAGUCAACUAAGUGCUCAAGGAACAAAGGACAAAAUGUAAAAAAAAAACCAACUUGGCAACACUGACUGACUGAAGAGUCUGCUCUUUAUUAAGCUGAGUUUUAGCACAGAACCUUUGUCAAGGUUUUUUACUAGGUAAAUAAAGAGCAGAUUCUUCCAGCAUAUCGUCACCAAGUUGUUUUUCACGAGAGAGAGUUUUUUUUAUGAAAGUGGACAUAGUGUUCAUGUCUUUGGGUCACUGAAUUCAACAACAACAAUUAGCCGGAUUGGAACAGGAAAAUAUUUUUUGCUAAAAUAUCCUGAAUUUGGAUGUGAACAUUAUCAUGACUCAUAAUUUAUUCUGAUUAUGUGAACUAACCUACAUGAAGAAUAGAGAAUUGUUUACUUUUCAUGUUGUUGAAGUUGCUUGCCUGGUUUUCAGACAUGACUAACACAUUUUAGGAGUGACUAAUGCAAGCAUUGCAAACAGAAAUAAAUGUCCUGUAAAACACUG
Molecule: messenger RNA, 2358 nt
Organism: Siniperca chuatsi (mandarin fish)
Lineage: Eukaryota; Metazoa; Chordata; Actinopteri; Centrarchiformes; Sinipercidae
Product: trace amine-associated receptor 13c-like
Exons: 2
Coding region: 991-1812 (273 amino acids)
Biological process (GO): G protein-coupled receptor signaling pathway
Cellular component (GO): membrane
Molecular function (GO): trace-amine receptor activity
Source: RefSeq, a predicted model, not a curated record